GGGGCGCCCGGGGGCCCUGCCCGCACCCAUGAGCAGGACCACCGGCCUCCAGCGCAGGACCACCUACCUCAUCUCGCUCACGCUGGUCAAGCUCGAGUCGGUGGGCGCCGCGGGGGAGGCGGAGGCGGCGGCGGCGGCGGUCGCGGGGGCGGCGAUGGAGGAGCCCCGGUGCCGUGGGGGCGGCAGCCGCCCCCGCACCCUCGAGCCCGGCCGAGCCCGGCGGCCCGAGCGGCUCUUCCAGCGGCAGGACGCGCUCCGGAUAAGUACGGCCGGUCCCGGCCCCCGCGCCCCCGGCCCCGACGCCCCCGGCCCCGCUCGCCCGCCUCGCCCCCGCCGUGCCCCCAAACCCGACCCGGCGCUGCUGCCGCCGCCCGGCGCUGCCCCCAAACCCGACCCGGCCCUGCUGCCCCCGCCGCCCCUCGGCGGUGCCCCCAAACCCGACCUGGCGCUGCUGCCCCUGCCGCCCCCGGCCGUGCCCCAACCGGACCCGGCGCUGCUGCCCCCUCCCCGGCCAUGGCCCUCAAACCCGACCCCGGGGGCCAAGGGCACCUUGAGGGGCAGGGGCGGGUCGGACCCCCUGACGCCCCCAGCCCGCCUCGACCCCCGCCGCCCGCUGCUGGGCCAGGCCAGCUGGGGGCCCUGAGGGUCCCCCGGAGGGGACAGAGCCCCCCUGCCCCCCGCGUCCUCCCCGCACCCCUCGGCCGGGGCCCGCCGCCUCCGCCUGGCCGGUCCCAAACCCCCCAAAGCGGUGAGCACCGGGGGGGCCCGCGGGACCCCCGACCCCCGGGGGAGCAAGACCCCCAAACCCGCCGGCAGCCGCCUCUCGUGGCCCGAGGGCGAGGGCAAGGGGCGCCCCAAGGCGGCGGCCAAGGCCGAGGGGCCCCCCCGGGCCCGGCUGUCCCCCCACAAGGGAAAGAGCAAGACCCUGGACUACAGCGACCUCCAGCCCGGGCGGGGGCUCUGAGCCCUGCGCCCUCCUGAGACGGGCUUGAAGCGGGGCCGCGAGGGGGGUCGCGCCUCCACCCGCGACCGAAAGAUGCUCAAGUUCAUCAGCGGGAUCUUCGCCAAGAGCCCCGCGGCGACCCCCACCCAUCCCGCGCCCCCUGGGCCCCUCCCUGCGCCGACCCGGCCAGGGCCGCCCCCAGUGAAGGCCCUGGUGAACAGCCAGGAGUGGACCCUGGGCCGCUCCAUCCCCGAGAUCCGCCUGGGGGUCCUGGGCAGCAGCAAGAGUGGGAAGUCAGCGCUCGUCCACCGCUUCCUCACCGGCUCCUACGUGGGCCUGGAGCCCACUGAGAGCGGGCAGUUCAAGCGCGAGGUGACGGUUGAUGGCCAGAGCCACCUCCUGCUCAUCCGGGAGGAGGCCGGAGCACCGGACGCGCAGUUUGCCAACUGGGUGGACGGCGUGAUCCUCGUCUUCAGCCUGGAGAGUGAGAGCAGCUUCGAGGAGGUUUCGCAGCUGCACGAGCUGCUCGGCGGCCUCCGCGGCGCCGGCGACGUGGCCCUGGCGCUGGUGGGCACGCAGGACAAGAUCAGCUCGUCCAGCCCGCGGGCGGUGGAGGACGCGCGGGCGCGGGCGCUCUGCGGGGACUCGCGGCGCUGCCUCUACUACGAGACCUGCGCCACGUACGGGCUCAACGUGGACCGCGUCUUCACCGAGGUGGCCCAGAAGGCCGUGGCGCUGAAGAAGCAGCAGCAGCUCGUGGCCUCCUGCAAGUCCCUGCCCAGCUCCUCGAGCCACUCGGCCGCCUCCACGCCCGUGGGGGGGGUCCACCCCAGCCAGGCCAGCAACGGCGGCCACACCAGCGACUACUCCUCCUCCCUGCCCUCCACGCCCAACGUGAGCCACCGGGAGCUGCGCAGCGAGACCCCCGCCGCCCUGGGCACCCCCAGCUCGCUGCACCGCGGGGCCAAGCGCCGCACCAGCCUCUUCGCCACUCGCCGUGGCAGCGACUCAGAGAAGCGCAGCCUGGACAGCCGUGGCGAGGUCACUGGCAGCGGCCGCGCCAUCCCCAUCAAACAGAGCUUCCUGCUCAAGCGCAGCGGCAACUCCCUGAACAAGGAGUGGAAGAAGAAGUACGUGACCCUGUCCAGCAACGGGCUCCUCUUCUACCACCCCAGCAUCAACGACUACAUCCACAGCACGCACGGCAAGGAGAUGGAUCUGCUCCGCACCACGGUCAAGGUGCCCGGCAAGCGCCCGCCCAGGGCCAUCUCCGCCUGCGGCCCCUCCGCCAGCAUCAACGGGCUGGUGCGGGACCCCGAGCCGGGGGGCGGUGUCCCCUCCGUGGGGCUGAGCCUACCCCCCGAGCCGGGGCUGAAGGUGGUGGGCAAGGGCGAGCGGUCGCUGCAGCGCUGCGCCUCGGCCUCCAGCGCCAAGCUCAUCGCCGCAGACACCCCCUUCGAGGCCAUGUCCAGCCCGGGCAGCGCGGGCAGGGACCCCCCCCCGUCCCCCCUGGUCGACAGGAAGAAGCACCGGCGGAAGAAGCUGAUGACGCCGUCCAAGACCGAGGGCUCGGCGGGGCAGGCGGAGGCCAAGCGCAAAAUGUGGAAAUUAAAAAGCUUUGGUAGUUUAAGAAAUAUUUAUAAAACAGAGGAGGAAAACUUCGAGUUCCUGAUCGUGUCGAGCACGGGGCAGACGUGGCACUUCGAGGCCGGCAGCUUCGAGGAGCGCGACGCGUGGGUGCAGGCGAUCGAGAGCCAGAUCCUGGCCAGCCUGCAGUGCUGCGAGAGCAGCAAGAACAAGGCACGCAUGGACUCCCAGAGCGAGGCCGUGGCCAUCCAGGCCAUCCGUAACGCCCGCGGGAACUCGCUCUGCGUGGACUGCGGGGCACCCAACCCCACGUGGGCCAGCCUGAACCUGGGCGCCCUGAUCUGCAUCGAGUGCUCGGGCAUCCACCGCAACCUGGGCACGCACGUGUCGCGCGUGCGCUCGCUGGACCUGGACGAUUGGCCCCGCGAGCUCACCCUGGUGCUCACGGCCAUCGGCAACGCCACGGCCAACAGCAUCUGGGAGCAGAACCCGCGCGGCCGCUGCAAGCCCACCCACGAGUCCUCCCGGUGGGAGCAGGAGUCGUGGAUCCAGCCCCACCAUGGUGCCACCCCACUGCCUCUGCCAUCCCUGUGUCGCUGCCUCCCACGCCACCCCGGUGCCACCCUGUGUCCCUUUCACUCCCAUGUCCCCCUGUCUGCACUGCCCCUGUCCCUGUGGCAUCACGACACUGACACCCCCGUGUCCCCACCCCCAGCCACCGGCUGCCACCCCCUGUCACAAAUUCACCCGGUAUCAGCGCAGGGGGACACAGUGACCUCUCAACAGGGCAGAGCCCUGGGGACACAGUGA
Myiozetetes cayanensis is the source of this 3340-nucleotide messenger RNA. RefSeq names its product ArfGAP with GTPase domain, ankyrin repeat and PH domain 2 (gene AGAP2). The record is from RefSeq and is a predicted model, not a curated record. Gene Ontology annotation, cellular component: nucleus. Lineage: Eukaryota; Metazoa; Chordata; Aves; Passeriformes; Tyrannidae. Gene Ontology annotation, molecular function: GTPase activity; GTPase activator activity; GTP binding.